Stylonychia lemnae is the source of this 2016-nucleotide messenger RNA. Lineage: Eukaryota; Ciliophora; Spirotrichea; Sporadotrichida; Oxytrichidae. The record is from the annotation of a GenBank genome assembly.
AUGAGAUAAUUUGAAGCCACCAUCCUCUUAGCGUUUGGAGUGUCCUUAGCUGCAGCAUCAUAGAGCGGCAUACAAAGGUUCAUUAGAACCUUGCCUUAAACAAAACAGAAGGCUUAUUCAUGCUCUACUGCUAUUGACAGAGUAAAAGCCCCUCUUCCAGACUAUAAGAAAAUUGUCUCAUCUUAUUCAAACUUCUGGAACGAUUCUAGUUUUCCAGCAGAUGGAUCAUCAAUCUCAUGGUAAGGAACUAGAUUCACCGAUAACAGAUUGAAAGAAUUCGUUAGCAACAAAUGGGAGAGAUUAAACAAUCUCUGCCCUAAAUGUACACUGUAUGGAACAGAAGAUUUCUUGAAUGAUGUUUCCCAAGGUGUAUUAGGAGACUGCUACUUUUUAUCUGGAAUUUCAGCAGUAGCAGAAAUCAAUUCAAGAUUUGAAAAAGCAAUCGUUAAUCCAUAAAUAAACUGGGCUGGGCUUUAUGCUUUCAAUGUAUUCAUUCGAGGAAUCCCUCAUGUUCUAGUUGUUGACGAUUCAAUACCAACUGGAAUUUACGGUAAAAAGCCAAUAUUUGCAGGAAUCGGUAGUGACAAUUCCAUUUGGGGUCCACUUCUUGAAAAAGCUUGGGCCAAAACUAAUGUUAACUAUGAAAUGACUAUUGGUGGGUAUCCAAAUGAAGCAUACACAUUCUUAACCAACAUGCCUAAUAUGCUAUACCUUAUGAGCGAUGUUAAUACAGCUAGCAUGUGGACUAUACUUAGCCAAGCUGAUGCUAAAAACUGGAUUAUGUCUAUCAAUACUCCAGCAUCACCUGGUGGAGAUAAGGAUUAUUGCGAAUUUAAUCUACCUUGCACUCAUGCAUAUUCACUACUCUCUACAGUCACAGUAUAUAAUAAGGAUAAAAGUCAGUCAUUCAACUUAAUAAAGAUAAGGAACCCAUGGAAAUAAGACUCAGGUUUCUCAGGUUCAUUCGCUGACAGCUCUCCUAUAUGGGAAACUGUUGGUCUAGGAGGAAAAACCUAUGCUUAGCAAGCAAAAAGAGUUAUUGCUGAUGAUGGUGUUUACUAUAUGACAGAUGCCGAAGUAAUGUCUGCUUUUUCUGCUUUUAAUGUUGGUGAAUACUAUGAUAACUUUGUUACUUCAUGGUAUGAUAAAAGAAACGAUUAAGUAGCAAAUGCAAAUUCUCCAGCUAUCUAUAAGUUUACCCUUAAACAAGCAACUCCAAUGUACAUUAGAGUAAUAACAUAUGAAAGAAGAAUGUAUCCAAUUUCUUGUAAGCCUGAUUCAACUGAAUUGAAACUCGAACUUGUGGAUGCUUCAGGCAAAACUAUUUCAUCUAUUGAGUAUGAAGAGGAGAAGCUAAAUUCAAUCAACUUAGUUAAUACUCCAUUAGCUACUGGAUCCUACACUUUGAAAUUCUCUCCUAAGUGGAAAGAUGAUGAUGUAAAAGAUUAUGGAAUUAUCAUAAAUGCUCCUAGAGACAUUGAAAUUAAAGAUUCUAAUGGUAAAACAAGCAGACUUACUGGCCAUGAUUUUGGUAGCAAAGGCUUAAAAGCUUCAGUAAAGCAAGCUCCAAAGCCAUUAAAGCCACUUCCAGAUAUUAAGUAAUCAGGACCAGCUUAUGAACUUACCGGAAAUCUUGAUUAAGAUAUAGUCAAGAUUAGAAAUUCAAAAUCUUUACCAAUUGAAAACGGAGAUAAUGGCUAAUUCCUCUCAGGAACUAAAUCAUCAACGGUCAGUGGGAAUAGAUAAGCUAUUGCUUAAUUCUUGGGAACAUUAGAUGAAAUGAUUAUCUACUAUGCAAGUAUUUAUGUUUCAACUAAGCCAGGUUACAAAUUUAAAUACUCUGCCGGAAAUGACAAAUGCUCAAUCACAAAGAAUUCUUCAACAGGCAAUGACGAUAUUAAAUGCGAUUGUACAAUUACGCCAGAUAAGUAUCCAAAAGAAUGCCUGCUCGUUCUUGUCACUAAAGAAGGAGAAGACCUAGAUUCUUACAUAGAUGCAGGAGCUUCCUCGAUUUGA